This is a messenger RNA of Tachysurus vachellii, 1185 nucleotides long. RefSeq lists its product as uncharacterized. The record is from RefSeq and is a predicted model, not a curated record. The coding region runs from base 45 to 977 and encodes 310 amino acids. NCBI's taxonomy places the organism in Eukaryota, Metazoa, Chordata, Actinopteri, Siluriformes, Bagridae. The transcript is spliced from 5 exons.
UUUUACCGAAAGCAAAGCUCAUCUAAAGGUGGAGACAUUCUGCCAUGUUAAGUUUAAGUUACACCUCCUGUCCUGCCUGUUGCAUUAGUAGACCUCUAGCUCAAAACAGAAACCUGAAACUCUUUCAUCCAUUUGAAAUCUUUUUCAGAAGAAAGAUGUACACCGAUGUCAGUGUUGCUGUCCUGUUCCUUUGUUUCUUUACAUUAUCAUACUGCAGCACAUGUGACAUUAAUAAAUUAGAAGGUGAGACCAUCAGCUUUAAACUGACUGACAGUUCACUUAUGGAUGAUGAUAGAUUCACUAUUAAAAAAGACAAUCAAGUGUUAGUCCGUAAAAGGAAUAGGAAACAAGAAGGAGCAGGGAUCGUGGAAAAUAACUUCUUAAAGUUCCCAGAUGUGAAAUUGAGUGAUGCUGGAUCAUACACUGUUCAGGUUUUUGAUGAACAAGGCAAGGACUUAAACUCAUACACAAAAACCGUCUGUGUUUAUGCAAAAGUCCCAAAGCCAAGAGUGAAUGUUACAUGUAAGGAUGGGAAGAUUGACUUCAUAUGUGAUGUUGAAGACAGUAAAGAUCUAUCUUUCACCUGGGAAAUAAAUGGAGAAGAUUUCAAGACAAACGCAAAAGUUUUAACAAAUGUUGAGGCAGACACUGUUCCAAAGUAUACAUGUACUGCCCAGAAUCCAGUUCAUAAAAAUACAAGUGAUUCAGUAGAAGCAUCAUGUUUGUUUGGCUUUGACCGUGGGGUUAUGUACUGCAUAGCUGUUGGAGGAUCUUUUGUACUGUUUGUGAUGGUGACUGUUGUCUGCUAUUCCUGUAAACUCAGAGCGAGACAAAUGCGAGAUAAACAAAAGUUUGAACUGUACAUCAACACCUCUCAGUCUUGUAGUGAUCAAAAUGCGGACCAAACAGCACAAGGUCAAUCUGCAACUGUGGAAAUCUAUGAUAAUAUUUCUGCCAGAGAAGUAGCUCAAGUCUAAUAUAAGACAAAAUCUAAACCCAGAAACCAGAAGAUGGAUUAGUAAAUAAAAGUCAGGUGUGAUAUCCAGUUCUUAUUGUAUAGACGUGUGUAUGGAGUUACUCCUUGAAUUUUAUUUAUUGUUUACAUGACUAGUAAUUGAACUGUACUUAAAAAAAAUAUUUACUUGUCAUCUGUAGUUAAAUAAAAACUGUUUGAAGACUUUGCCA